Dunckerocampus dactyliophorus (ringed pipefish) is the source of this 2018-nucleotide messenger RNA. RefSeq names its product arrestin domain-containing protein 3-like. The record is from RefSeq and is a predicted model, not a curated record. Bases 209 to 1429 code for a protein of 406 amino acids. The transcript has 6 exons. NCBI's taxonomy places the organism in Eukaryota, Metazoa, Chordata, Actinopteri, Syngnathiformes, Syngnathidae. Gene Ontology annotation, cellular component: plasma membrane; cytoplasm. Gene Ontology annotation, biological process: protein transport.
GCCUAUGUCAACAGAAACUCAACACUUUGCAAACAUUUUACACACCAGACUGGGUGGGGAGGGUCUGAGAUCAUAUGCAUUGUCAAAAAAAACAGGAAGUACUUUCCUACAGGUGACUUUGGCUGCGGCUGCGAAGGGCGAACUUCAAGCUAAAGUCUAAUUUCUCAGAGGCAGACCAACGCAGAAAGCAGCAACUCUCUCCACUAAAAUGUCUCCAAUCAAAGACCUGGCGCUCAUUUAUGAGGCUCCCAACGAAGCAGGAAUCUUUUCUGGCGGGGAAAUAGUUAUAGGAUCCGUUUCUUUCACUUUGACGAAAGAUACCAAAGUGAAGAGCUUUAAGGUAAAAGUCAAAGGUGAAGCGCGUGUGCACUGGACUGACAAUACAGGUGAUCAAAGAAGAUCCCACAAUGCGCACAGGAAAUAUUUCAAGGACAAGGAAUACUUAAUUGCAGAGAAUGCUAAAGACACUGAACUUUCCAAAGGUGUUCAUUCCUAUAAGUUCAAGCUCAAAAUCCCAGAAGGGGACUGGCCAUCAGCCUUCAGUGGGUUUCAUGGAAAGAUUGUAUACACCCUCGAAGCAUGGAUCUACAGGAGCUGGCGAAUGCCUGCAUUUGUGCAAAAAGAACUAAGAUUUGUUACAAAGUACUUUCCACUGCCUGACCAAACUAUGUGUCCUCAGACUGGUUCAGUUUCCAAAAAGAUGUCCAAAGGGGAAGUCCAAAUGUCUGCUACUGUUGACAGGAGAUCUUGCUCUCCAGGUGAAACUCUGUCCAUAACUGCCCAUAUCAGCAACAUGUCUUCGAAAAAUGUUGCUCCCAAAGUCAGCAUACAGGAGAGAAUACAUUACCACACCAUCAGCAGCUCCGAACACAGUGACCUCAGUGUGAGCAAAGUGGUCGGGAACGCCAUCAAGCCAAACUCUGUGGAAAGUGUCUCCUGCCAGUUGAAGGUCCCCGAAAAGGCGUACACUGUCCAUAACUGUGAAAUCAUCUCUGUCCAGUAUUAUGUUAAGGUAUAUUUGGACAUCAGCUUUACCAUUGACCCAGCAGUGAUAUUUCCACUGGUCAUUGUUCCUGCCAGAGUGACUGGUCAGACCAUUGCUCCCCACCCAGCUGGUGCUGUGGGUGUCCCAAGCAACUGUGAUUUUCCCGCCCCUGCUUUCCCCUUCACAGCUCCUGCUUUACCUGUAGUCCCAGGCCCUUAUGGAUACCCAACACCAGAUCUGAUGCAACAUGGGCCCACUAGUGGCUACAAUAACGCAUAUCCGCAGCCGGUUGCUUCAUAUGGCUUUGCAUCAGCGGUUUUCCCUCCAUCUGUAGUGCAGCCUCAAGCACCCUUUGCUCCACCUUUUAUUCAACAUGGGGAACAACCGCCAUCGCACAUGCCCAUUUUCCAACCCGCCAACAGCAGCAAGUCAGAUGAGCUUUAAGUUUGUGGGCCGUUAAUGUUUUUAAUUCUUACUUAUUUUUCUCCUCCUGAAGGACUGCACGAGAAGCAAGAACAUUUGACAAAGCAUGCUAUUACUUUUCUAAUAUAAUAUCUUUGUUUUUAAUCAUUUUUUACAUUUAUUUAAUUAAUCAACACCGAAGUUGGUACAAAGGCUUAGAUGCGUGACAUACUGUAGUCCCUUUUAUUCUCAUGGGAAGUUUCCAAUAUAUUUUUUGUCUCCUGAUACACAAAAGCAGGUGUAAGUUAUUGUAUAUACCGUAAUUGUGUAUAAAGUACCGUAUUGACCCAAAUAUAAGACCACUUUUUGGAAAAAAUAUUUAGUAAGACAAAAUGAAAGACAAAAGUAAACUCCUUUCAACCAGAUUUGUAAUAUCACUGGUAUAACAAGUAGUAGAUGUUUAGCUGUUUGACAGUUGUUGAUGACGAGCUUGCCCAACCUUUGAGACACUUUUUUUGAGCAGGUCACUUGUGUGCGUGAGUGACAGGAAGAAAAGCUCCUUGGGGAGAAAUCAUGUGAUGCCACCUGCUGGUUUCCACGUAUAACUCUCUAGACUCCAAGUAUAAGACAA